Messenger RNA from Clonostachys rhizophaga, 1623 nucleotides. NCBI's taxonomy places the organism in Eukaryota, Fungi, Ascomycota, Sordariomycetes, Hypocreales, Bionectriaceae. The record is from the annotation of a GenBank genome assembly.
AUGGCGAUAUUUAAAACUCCCAUCGGAACCGACCAUGAUAGCGACCCUAAACCGGAAUUGUACAAAAUUCGAGAAGACUUGGAACUAGGCGACGUCAAAAAGCUGCGUGUCGACGACGGAGUCGAUGAUGGGCAGACGAUUGUUGUCAAGACCGAAAACGAGGACGUCACAUCCACGAGCGACAUCUGUCCCCCUAGCCCAGCUCAAGAUUCCACAGGACCAAUUGAUAGCGAUGGCCGUGUGUGGUGGGAUGGCGAUAACGACCCCGAGAACCCGUAUAACUGGCCAAGCUGGCGGAAAAUUACAAACUCUGUGCUGAUCAGCCUUCUCACUCUGAUGACACCUCUGGCGUCCUCCGUCUUUUCGCCCUCAGUCCCAGAGCUGAUGAAGGAAUUCAAGAGUUCAAACCAAGAGCUCGCAGCAUUUGUUGUCUCCGUCUACGUCCUCGGUUUUGCGAUUGGCCCCUUGUUCCUGGCCCCUUUGUCAGAGAUGUAUGGGAGAUACUGGCUGUAUAAUAUUUCAAACGUCGGCUUCGUCAUCUUUACCGUGGCGUGUGCUUUGGCGCCUUCCCUUGACUCUCUUAUCGUCUUCCGUUUCUUUGCCGGCUGUUUCGGAUCCACGCCCAUGACCAAUGGUGGUGGAAGUAUUGCGGACAUGUUCCCACCAGAGCAGCGAGCGGGUGUCAUGGCAGCUUUCAGUGUCGGUCCACUGCUGGGCCCCAUCAUUGGGCCUGUAGUGGGAGGCGUUCUCUCAGAGAAGAAAGGCUGGAAAUGGGUCUUCUGGGUGGUAGCCAUCAUCAGUGGUGUCAUAGCGCUUGCAUCAUUCUUUUUGAUGAAGGAGACUUACGCGCCAGCCAUCCUUCAUAAGAAUACAAAGAAACUCCGGAAGGAGACGGGGAAUGGGAGUUUGCGUAGCAAGCUAGAGAGCGAUAUCCCUAAAAAGGAACUAUUCAAAAGAGCCAUCUUGCGCCCCGCGAGACUGCUCAUAUUCUCCCCGAUUUGCACCAUUUUUGCAGUUUAUAUCAUGGUUGUAUACGGGUAUCUUUACCUUCUCUUCUGUUCUAUUCCAUUUGUCUUCCAGAAGAGUUACGGAUUCUCCGCUAGCAUCACAGGGCUCGUCUACCUCGGACUUGGUGUCGGCUGCUUGAUUGGUAUGGCUAUAUUUUCCAUCGAUAGUGCGAUAGCGAUGAAGAGGAACAAAGAAACCGGAGAGGCCCUGAAACCCGAGAUCCGCAUGAGACUUCUUCCUUAUUCAGCGGUUAUCUUUCCCGUUGGAUUCUUUUUGUACGGCUGGACUACGCAGUAUGAGGUUCAUUGGAUCGUCCCGAUCAUUGCGCUGGCCAUUAUUGGUAUUGGGAAUCUGGGAGUUUUUAUGGCUGUCAGCGUUUACCUUGUAGAUGCAUAUGAACAAUAUGCGGCGUCGGCACUGGCAGCAAAUACAGUGAUGAGGUCCAUCGCAGGUGCCCUCCUUCCCCUAUGCGCACUCGACAUGUAUGACAAGCUAGGCAUGGGAUGGGGAAACUCCCUGCUCGGAUUCUUGGCCUUGGCUCUUGUGCCCAUACCGUUCUUCAUCAAACGCUACGGAGAGAAGCUCAGAAACAGUUUCGACAUGAGCAGCAUUUGA